This is a messenger RNA of Mirounga angustirostris (Northern elephant seal), 5110 nucleotides long. It is a transcript of the gene THRAP3, whose product is annotated as thyroid hormone receptor associated protein 3. The transcript is spliced from 12 exons. Gene Ontology annotation, cellular component: mediator complex. Gene Ontology annotation, molecular function: transcription coregulator activity; DNA binding. NCBI's taxonomy places the organism in Eukaryota, Metazoa, Chordata, Mammalia, Carnivora, Phocidae. Gene Ontology annotation, biological process: positive regulation of transcription by RNA polymerase II. Bases 876 to 3749 code for a protein of 957 amino acids. The record is from RefSeq and is a predicted model, not a curated record.
CUUUUCUCCCGAGCAGCUCCUACCCUUUCCCCCCCCUCCUUGCAAGCUUCGAGGAAGAGGCCUCAACCUCUUCCAUUUCUCUCUUUAGUCGUGGGAACCCCAUUAUUUGGAUUUUUCUUUUUCCCGGAACUCUUUGAGUGCUAACCCCUCCCCCUCCCCCCGGUCUCCAUUGGCCUGGUUCUGUCUUCUCUUAGGGCGCAUGUGGCUGGCACUCAGUAAAUGUUAGUCCUUCUUUUCUGCCUUGCGGCCAGAGGAGGCAUAGUCCAAAUUUAUCUGCUCCGGGAGCAUUUGUGCGCCCACUUUUAUUUCAGUCUCUUGGGUUGGAGGUGAGGCCGACUUGCAUUCCAGUGGUAAUCGGCGUGUGUUCUGCUUGUAGGAGGCAAUUUUCUUUGCCUCCUUUAGCACCUCAGCAACUUUUUAUCAGCUUUUCUCAUUGCCUCUCUAAAUCUUAGGGGUGGAGCAUGGCGGCAGAAGCUGGCGAGUAGCGCUGGUGCCCAGAAGUUCGAAGCCAUCAGGGGUACUAGGGGGUUUACGGGGAGGUUGUUAAUUGGAUUGAAGGAGAAGCCAGAGUGUGGUAGAGCCUGGCGGGCGAGAGCCAAUGAAGCUUCUGGUGGCAGCAUAACAGAUGGAUCCUGCAGCCAGCUUGCCUGGGUUCAAAUUUUGGCUCUGUUAGCUUUUGAUUUUAGGUCAAGGGGCUUCGCUUCCAGGUGCCUCGGUUUCCUUAUCUGCAAAAUAGCGAAUUGUAUCCUGACUUUGUAAAUUGGAGAAGACCGUGACACUGCCAGUGUUCUUUUGCGGGUAGUGUCUGUUUGGGAUCCCGUGCAAGUUGAAUCAUUGUUCAAAUAAGGUGUAAUUGAAAAGUGACCUCUUCAGAGAUGUCAAAAACAAACAAAUCCAAGUCUGGAUCUCGCUCUUCUCGCUCAAGAUCUGCAUCAAGAUCUCGUUCUCGUUCAUUUUCGAAGUCUCGGUCCCGAAGUCGAUCUGUCUCUCGUUCAAGGAAGCGCAGGCUGAGUUCUAGGUCUCGUUCCAGAUCGUAUUCUCCAGCUCAUAACAGAGAGAGAAAUCACCCAAGAGUAUAUCAGAAUCGGGAUUUCCGAGGUCACAACAGAGGCUAUAGAAGGCCCUAUUAUUUCCGUGGGCGCAACAGAGGCUUUUAUCCGUGGGGCCAGUAUAACCGAGGUGGCUAUGGAAACUACCGCUCCAACUGGCAGAAUUACCGGCAGGCAUACAGUCCUCGUCGGGGCCGCUCCCGAUCCCGGUCCCCAAAGAGAAGGUCCCCUUCACCGAGAUCCAGGAGCCAUUCUAGAAACUCCGAUAAGUCUUCCUCUGACAGGUCAAGGCGCUCCUCAUCCUCUCGUUCUUCCUCCAACCACAGCCGAGUGGAAUCUAAGCGCAAGUCUGCAAAGGAGAAAAAGUCCUCUUCCAAGGAUAGCCGGCCAUCUCAGGCUGCCGGGGAUAACCAAGGAGACGAGGCCAAGGAGCAGACGUUCUCUGGAGGCACCUCUCAAGAUACAAAAGCAUCUGACAGCUCGAAACCAUGGCCAGAUGCCACCACAUAUAGUGCUGGUUCUGCAUCACGGGCCUCUGCAGUUUCUGAGUUGAGCCCCCGGGAGCGAAGCCCAGCUCUCAAAAGCCCACUCCAGUCUGUGGUGGUGAGGCGGCGCUCACCCCGUCCUAGCCCUGUGCCAAAACCUAGCCCUCCACUUUCCAGCACAUCCCAGAUGGGCUCAACUCUGCCGAGUGGUGCUGGGUACCAGGCUGGGACACACCAAGGUCCAUUCGAUCAUGGCUCUGGGUCCUUGAGUCCAUCCAAAAAGAGCCCUGUGGGUAAGAGUCCACCGGCCACUGGCUCCACGUAUAGCUCAUCUCAGAAGGAGGAGGCUGCUACCCCAGGAGGAGCAGCCUAUACAAAGAGGUACCUAGAUGAGCAGAAGACAGAGAAUGGAAAAGAUAAGGAACAGAAACAAACAAAUACCGAUAAAGAGAAAAUGAAAGAGAAAGGGAGCUUCUCUGACACAGGCUUGGGUGAUGCAAAAAUGAAAUCUGAUCCGUUUGCUCCCAAAACUGAUACCGAGAAGUCUUUUCGGGGUAGCCAGUCUCCCAAAAGGUAUAAGCUUCGAGAUGACUUUGAGAAGAAGAUGGCUGACUUCCAUAAGGAGGACAUGGAUGAUCAAGAUAAGGACAAAGCUAAGGGAAGGAAGGAAUCGGAGUUUGAUGAUGAACCCAAAUUUAUGUCAAAAGCCCUAGCAGGUGCAAACAAAAACCAGGAGGAGGAGAAGUCAGGCAAAUGGGAGGGCCUGGUUUAUGCACCUCCAGGGAAGGAAAAGCAGAGGAAAACAGAGGAGCUGGAGGAGGAAUCUUUCUCAGAGAGAUCCAAGAAGGAGGAUCGGGGAGGGUCCAAGAGAACCGAAAGUGGGCACAGGGGGUUUGUGCCUGAAAAGAAUUUCCGAGUGACCGCUUACAAAGCAGUCCAAGAGAAAAGCUCAUCACCUCCCCCGAGGAAGACCUCGGAGAGCCGAGAGAAGCUAGGAGCCAAAGGAGACUUUUCCACAGGGAAGUCUUCCUUUUCCAUUACCCGAGAGGCCCAGGUCAAUGUCCGGAUGGACUCUUUUGAUGAGGACCUUGCAAGACCCAGUGGCUUAUUGGCUCAGGAACGCAAGCUUUGUCGGGAUCUAGUCCAUAGCAACAAAAAGGAACAGGAAUUCCGUUCCAUUUUCCAGCACAUACAGUCAGCUCAGUCUCAGCGGAGCCCCUCUGAACUGUUUGCCCAGCAUAUAGUGACCAUUGUUCACCAUGUGAAAGAGCAUCACUUUGGGUCCUCAGGAAUGACAUUGCAUGAGCGCUUUACUAAAUACCUAAAGAGAGGAACUGAGCAGGAGGCAGCUAAAAACAAGAAAAGCCCAGAGAUACACAGGAGGAUAGACAUUUCUCCCAGUACAUUCAGAAAACAUGGUUUGGCUCAUGAUGAAAUGAAAAGUCCACGGGAACCUGGCUACAAGGCUGAGGGAAAAUACAAAGAUGAUCCUGUUGAUCUCCGCCUUGAUAUUGAACGUCGUAAAAAACAUAAGGAGAGAGAUCUUAAACGAGGUAAAUCAAGAGAAUCAGUGGAUUCCAGAGACUCAAGCCACUCGAGGGAAAGAUCAGCUGAGAAAACAGAGAAAACUCAUAAAGGAUCAAAGAAGCAGAAGAAGCACCGGAGAGCACGAGAUCGGUCCAGGUCCUCCUCCUCUUCCUCCCAGUCAUCCCACUCCUAUAAAGCGGAAGAGUACACUGAAGAGACGGAGGAGAGGGAAGAGAGCACCACGGGCUUUGACAAGUCAAGACUAGGGACCAAAGACUUCGUGGGUCCAAGUGAAAGAGGCGGCAGAGCUCGAGGGACCUUCCAAUUUCGAGCCAGAGGGAGAGGCUGGGGCAGAGGCUCCUACUCUGGUAACAACAACAACAACAGCAACAAUGAUUUUCAAAAGAGAAACCGGGAGGAGGAGUGGGACCCCGAGUACACGCCCAAAAGCAAGAAGUAUUACCUGCAUGAUGACCGUGAAGGUGAAGGCAGUGAGAAGUGGGUGAGCCGGGGCCGGGGCCGAGGAGCCUUCCCCCGGGGUCGAGGCCGGUUCAUGUUCCGGAAGUCCAGCACCAGCCCCAAAUGGGCCCACGACAAGUUUAGUGGGGAGGAAGGGGAAAUUGAAGACGACGAGAGUGGGACAGAGAACCGAGAAGAGAAGGACAAUUUACAGCCCACAACUGAGUAGGGGCCACUCUGAUGGGAGUCCCUGCCCAGGGGAGAGAGGGCGCUGGGAAGAUGGCUGGUGAGGAGCAAAACAGAGGAGCCUCAAGAUUGCAAAAAUCCCACCCCUGCCCCCCACCAGCCAGCCGCACAGAAUCCUACUACAGCCGAAAGCAUCCCUGGCGCUGCGUCCCACUGGACAGAGGCGGCCGGCCGAGGAGCCUGGGGUCAGGCCCAGCUCUUGAGCAGAACACAACACAUUGGGCUUUAGCUGUGUUUCUCAUUUGUUGUUGGUGUGUGGGGUGGGGGCUGGGGUAGGGAGGGGAGAGCGAUACUUGGAUUUUGCUUUGUUCCCUAUUAGAAACCAACAGUUUUGUUCUUACUUUCAUUUGGAGCUAAGAGGACUAAUUUGAUGAUUUUCAAUCUCUUCUCCCUUAUCCUGAUUUUAAAAGCCCUUCUUUCUUUUCUUUUUUUUUUUUUAGGCAUAUGUAGUAAUAAUAGCAGAAAGAUUUAAUUUGGGCAACUUUGAUUCUUCAAAGAGAAAACAAAGCAUGUGAAUAAACAUUGAAGUGUUCACCUCAGUUUGGGACCAAACUGCUUGGAUCUUUGUAAAAAUCGGUUUUGUAUGUCGAGGAGGAGUUCAAGGCCUUUCUGACCACCUUGUGUUCCCCUUUUCUGCACAGCCAUGUAUCCCGUGGCUGCUGACCACACCCCACAUGCCCCCCCACCCCAAUAUUUUCUGAUUUCUUCUGGGCUGGGCAUCCCAUUCUCCACCAGCAGCUCCAGUAUCCCAAACUUUGUAGUCCUGCUGAUCCUCUCAGCAACAGGGGUGGAAACUGGAUGGCAGUUUCUGGUCUGUUUUCUAAGAAACUUCUGAAUUCUAUUAUCUUUACAAAUAUAAGAUGAGAAAAUAAUUUUUUCAAUAUUUUUUAUUAAUCUUUUUAUAAAAUGAAAAGAAACUCCUAUGAUCGAUUAAGGAAGGUGGUUAUGGCUGGGUGGUUUGUGGGGGUUUGUUUUUUCUUUUCGUUUUUUUUUUUUUUUAACCUUAAGCUUUAAGUUGAAACAUUCUUGGAUGUUUGGGGGGAAAACAUCCUCUUAAAAUGGGUCCUUGUGCUUGCCUUCUGGGGAGGCGGUCCUGAGCAGGUGAAUCAUAUGGCAUUUAUGCAUAUGUUAUAUGCGGACUGCACCCACCUCUUCUCCCCCCCCUUCCCCAACCUUUGCCUCUUGGGUUGUUGUGCUUCUUUCCCCUUACUUUGCUACAUUUCUAUAGUUAAGUUGGUUUUACUUGAAUGAUUCAUGUUUAGGGGGAAAAAAAUGGAAACACCCUUAAAAUUUGUUUCAACUCCUCCUGCAAAUAAAUAAAUAAAUGAAGAAGGCAGAUGUAAA